This is a messenger RNA of Exophiala xenobiotica, 477 nucleotides long. RefSeq lists its product as uncharacterized. NCBI's taxonomy places the organism in Eukaryota, Fungi, Ascomycota, Eurotiomycetes, Chaetothyriales, Herpotrichiellaceae. The record is from RefSeq and is a predicted model, not a curated record. The transcript has a single exon. Bases 1 to 477 code for a protein of 158 amino acids.
AUGGCCUCUUUGAUACACCUCAAUUUAGUUAUGGCAGAGUUUGGAGAUUUCUCGGCAGCCACAGAAGAGUACUUAAAGUCUCUGCAACGUAUUCUCGAGGAUGAUGAUGACGAUAGCGGUCUAAGUGCAGAACAUCUCCUCUGGACGCUGCUAUCCACAUCCACAUCUGGAGGUCAUUAUGACAGAGUAUGGAAGAUGUCCAGACUUGUGGGCGUGAUCAAACGAACCAGCUCUCAGACGUGGUCCAUCGUCGAGAAUGCUCUGCGCACAUUCUUGCGUUUGCCUGAGAGCGCCGAGAAACUCGAAUCGGUCCUGCGAGAAUGGGACCACAAACGCCCGCUCGAAGCCAUGUCACUCACGGAGACACUCGACCCGCCGAGCGGGUUGCCGACGCGACCGAGUCGAGCUGCCGGAGUAAACAUGACGUUGUGCUCGAUUCAUUGUCAGAUAUGUCCGCUAAAGCCAGCGACAUAUUGA